Molecule: messenger RNA, 1600 nt
Organism: Cannabis sativa
Lineage: Eukaryota; Viridiplantae; Streptophyta; Magnoliopsida; Rosales; Cannabaceae
Exons: 7
Coding region: 508-1317 (269 amino acids)
Cellular component (GO): nucleus; cytoplasm
Molecular function (GO): sequence-specific DNA binding; RNA endonuclease activity; RNA binding
Source: RefSeq, a predicted model, not a curated record
UUCAAACCGCACCGCACAUUAUAAAAAUACCAAUUUUUAUAUUUAUUUAGGUCUAAUAUGUAAAUGUUCAACUCAAAGCCCAGUAUUAUUGUAUUGUUAAAACUUAAAUUUUUUUUUCAUAUUUAUUUUCAAGCCUUAUGGUAUUUUUGACAAGUGUUGCUCAAAUUUUGUUGUAUUUGUGAUAGUUUAAUUAUUUUGUGAUAGUCUAAACCGCAAAAAUCACACCGCACCUCACCAUUUUCUGCGGUGCGGUUUGUGCAGUUUUUAGUUUUGCGGUGCGGGUGCAGUUUGAGAAAUUAAAAAAAUUGCAUAUGCGGGUUAGUUUGAAAAAAUGGUUAAAAACCACACCAGCCGCACCGCGAAACACCCCUAAUUGACAUUUACUUUUUCGGACAAAAUGGCAAUUCACAAAAACGACGCCGUUUGGUUGUAGUGAAGUGGAGAGUGGAGACGAAGAGGUGUUUGGGUGGGAGACCCAGCUGCGUAUUUCAGAGGUUAUUUUCACUUAUGGCGACCAAACCCCACCGGCUCCAUCACAUUGCAGGGACGAUGAGCACACCCAAGAGGGCGAGGGCCAUGACCACCGAGUCUUCAACCAUGGCGGAUGCAUUCACCAGAUAUACGGACUACCUCAAUCAGCUUAAUGAGAAACGGGAGAGAGUGGUAAAAGCAAGUCGUGAUAUCACCAUGAACAGCAAAAAAGUCAUUUUUCAGGUGCACAGACUUGGUAAAAACAACAAAGAGGAGGUUCUGGAAAAAGCAGAAAAGGAUUUAGUAGCUGUGGCAGAUCAGUAUAUUUCUCGGCUGAUAAAAGAAUUGCAAGGGAGCGACUUUUGGAAGCUAAGACGAGCAUACUCACCUGGGGUACAAGAAUAUAUUGAAGCUGCAACAUUCUGUAGGUUUUGUAGAAUGGGAACUCUUUUGCAUCUUGAUGAGAUCAAUGCUACUUUAUUGCCUCUUAGUGACCCCUCCUUGGAGCCUUUGCAAAUUAAUGUUCUCGACUAUCUUUUGGGGCUUGCUGAUUUGACUGGAGAGCUGAUGCGGUUGGCGAUUGGUCGGAUAUCAGAUGGUGAAAUUGAGUAUGCGCAGAAGAUAUGCAAGUUUGUUCGUGAUAUCUACAGGGAGCUGACCCUUGUUGUUCCAAGAAUGGAUGAUAGUCAUGAUAUGAAUACGAAGAUGGAUACAAUGCUUCAAAGUGUAAUAAAGAUUGAGAAUGCCUGCUUCAGUGUUCAUGUGAGAGGGUCGGAAUAUAUGCCACUACAUGGAUCCAAUGAUCCGAACUCGAUUUUAUUGGGGGUGCCAGACUUCGAAACUUGAAGUAAUAUCUUGUUCUUUUAUUCUCUCAUUUGUACUCGUUUAGUAUUAUGUAUACACAUGUCCUCACUACAUAUUUUUGCUUGCCCAGAGCGAGGAACUCACGUGGACUGCUUUCAUCUAAGUUCAUACAUUUGAGCACCUUCUCAGAUAGUUUUUAAUUUUACAAUUUACAUUUUCUUUUUGAACAAUGAUAAUUACUAUUAUAUUUUCUUAAAUUUUUUAAAAUUAUUUUUAUGUUUUUUAGUUUGAAUUAUGCAAUGCCACAUCAUUGCCCAAACAACCA